AAGAAAGCUGCAAAAGCGCAGGCAUCACCUGCUUCUCUUUUAUUUCCUCGUAUCGUGGAGGAGGUUGUGAAUAAUUACAGAUAAAUACAUACUUGUAACAGUCAAACUGUAAUGACAGAUCCAACUUACUGAGACAUAAAGUUGAGAGCGACGCUGAACUACGCAUUCACGAAUAAUUGAUAUCAUAAUGCGCAUGAAGGGGACGCGCGCUGAGGAAACCGUCGGAGUAGCUUUUGAACGUGAGAGCAGGUGGCUCAGUUAUGGGAAAACGGGCCUCUAUGGAUAUCCAACGAGGUAAUUUCACAUAUUACCUAAUAAAUAUUGGUAAAAACCAGCGAGAUUAGCAGAAAUUUCUCUUUUAUCACUUUAAUCGUUGAAAAUAAAAAGUGAAUAAUUGAAAAUAAUACAAAAUAACUAAAACUGGAGACUAUAAUUUUAGAUAUUACUAUGGAUAGUGGAAGAGAAAUAUGACAUAUUUAAUCUUGCGACUGUGAAUUAUUUUUUAAGUACCUAUUUAUAGAUAGAGAUGUAGAUUUAAACAAUGUGUACGCUUGGAAUUACAACCUGCUGAAGUUUAUGGGUAUCUGGCCGGAAGAGAGGAAAUGGAACCGAACUUCCAGUUACCUCGUUCUAUUACCGUGUAUCAUAAUGCUGUGCUUCGCAUGUGCUCCACAAACAAUUAACCUUCCUAUGAUCGCCGGUGACUCUGAUUUGGUGAUCGAGAAUCUAUCGACUAAUAUUACCGUCAUGGUUUCCCUCAUGAAGACUCUGACUGUUUGGAUCAACGGCAUACCGUUAAAGUCUCUACUGAGAUACAUGGCCAAUGACUGGGACGCAGUGACGACUAAUAUCGAACGAGAAACAAUGGUGAACACCGCGAGGAUCACUAGAAAGAUUACAAUAGGAAGCACAUUGAUGGUCAACAUCGUAAUUCUCGCUUUUGUGCCUGCACGAUUGUCUAGCAUGAAAAAUAACGACAUUACACUAUUCCUUCGUGGUUAUUUCCCAUACAACACUAGCAUCAGUCCAAAUUUCGAAUUGACGAUGAUCGGUCAAUACGUGGCUGCCAUUUAUGCAGCGAAUACGUACACAACUGUAGAUACUCUCGUUGUCCUACUGAUUUUCCACGUCUGCGGACAGCUUUCGAUUUUGAGGCAAGAUUUAGGGAGGAUUGAUUCGUACGAUAAGAAAAAUAUAGAAAUGAAGAUGCAGAAGAUUGUCGAAAAGCAUGAAUAUAUAAAUAGGUUCGCGGGAAGGAUAGAGAAUUCCUUUAACAUGAUGCUUCUGUUUCAAAUGCUGAGUUGCACCAUUCAGAUAUGUUCUCAGUUUUACCAAGUUAUGAUGUCGUUAGGAGAGAAUACAGUGGAAGACAUGAUUUUUCAAAUUUCGUUCUUAUUGAUAUACGUAUUUUACGUGAUGUUGCAACUGUUCCUAUAUUGUUACAUGGGAGAAAAACUAGCAGCCGAGAGUACAGAAAUAGCUAACAUAGCCUACAGUACAAAAUGGUACAAUUUAUCUCCCAAGAAUGCAAGAUGGCUUGUAAUUAUUAUGUGCCGUGCCACGUCUUCACCCUUACAAAUUACAGCAGGCAGAUUUUGUUCCUUUACUUUUGCGCUUUACUGUCAGGUAAGUGUAAACGAGUUAUAAUACAAUUUACAGGUAGUAUUUUUAUGUACUAUUAUUUCGGAAAUGAAGAUCAUUUUCGAUCCUUUAAAUAGACUGCUGCAUGUCUUUUUAUGUCAUAUGAAGCGAUUUGUGGAGACGAUGGGCUUAAAUAGCUGUAGCUGUGACACGUAUGUCACUAUCGUUUCUAAAAGAAUACUGCAAGUAUAAAAAAG
Molecule: messenger RNA, 1838 nt
Organism: Bombus impatiens (common eastern bumble bee)
Lineage: Eukaryota; Metazoa; Arthropoda; Insecta; Hymenoptera; Apidae
Product: odorant receptor 4-like
Exons: 5
Coding region: 577-1647 (356 amino acids)
Biological process (GO): sensory perception of smell; detection of chemical stimulus involved in sensory perception of smell
Cellular component (GO): plasma membrane
Molecular function (GO): odorant binding; olfactory receptor activity
Source: RefSeq, a predicted model, not a curated record